Fonsecaea erecta is the source of this 1653-nucleotide messenger RNA. RefSeq lists its product as hypothetical. The transcript is spliced from 2 exons. Bases 1 to 1653 code for a protein of 550 amino acids. The record is from RefSeq and is a predicted model, not a curated record. NCBI's taxonomy places the organism in Eukaryota, Fungi, Ascomycota, Eurotiomycetes, Chaetothyriales, Herpotrichiellaceae. Gene Ontology annotation, biological process: transsulfuration. Gene Ontology annotation, molecular function: pyridoxal phosphate binding; cystathionine gamma-synthase activity.
AUGUCACUGGAAAUCCAAACCCCCUACGGCACCGCACUGCCGCCCGCCCCCAGGCACGCCAUCACCGUCCACCUCCCGCUGUGGCAGUCGAUCGUGCGCUUCCGCGACCACGACCCGGAGCUGUUCAAGGCCCUCAAGAGCAUGUACCCGCGCUUCGUCCUGCACAAGGACGUCUUGGAGCUUACCGAGAAGAUCGUCGAGGUCGCCGGCGUCGAGGGACAAGGCUGUUUCGUGUUCCCCUCGUCGCAGUCGGCGCGCGAUUGUGAGGAAUAUGCGACCUCUCCCAGUCGCGGAGAAGGUGCCAUCCCGGGCGACAAGAUCUCCGUCCGGGUCUUCAAGGCGCACGUCCCGCUGCACGCGGUCUUUUUCCCCGCCGAGUCCCUCGCCACGGUCCACGGCUUCUGGGUCAACGCGGGCGUCGGCAUCUCCUCCCGCUUGGCGGAGGACAGCCUCAAGCACAUCAGCGGACUGCGAGAAGUCCACGAGGACGAACAACAGCUCGCCACGACCGAAACCACCGACACAGGAGCCCGUCAGCAGGUCAAGGAGAGGAUAGCAGGCCUGCUUAACCGAGCCCCAACCGACCCGCAACGCACGGCGCGCGUGUUGGCCAGUGACGUGUACCUGUUCUCGACGGGGAUGGCGUCGAUAUACUGGGUGCACCGCUACCUGCUGAGCAAGUACGCCGCGCCGUCCGUGCUGUUCGGGUUCUCGUUCCACUCGACCAUCCACGUCCUGGAGGACUUUGGGCCGGGCGUCGAGUUCCUGGGUCUGGGUUCGGAGCAGGAUCUCGACCGGCUCGAGAAACACCUCACGACGACGCAGCGGGGGCUGGGCAAGACCGUGCAGGCCAUCUGGGCCGAGUUCCCCUCCAAUCCCCUGCUGAGCACCCCCGAUCUGCGCCGGCUCAGACAGCUGGCAGAUGAACACGGCGCGCUGCUCGUCGUGGACGACACGGUCGGUAGCUUCUGCAACGUCGAUGUGCUGGGUGUCGCGGACAUCGUCGUCACCUCUCUGACCAAGUCGUUCAGCGGGUACGCGGACGUCAUGGCCGGCAGCGCCGUCCUCAGCCCCCUGUCGUCACGGUACGGGGAGCUCAAGGCCCUGUUCGACACCGAACACCACGACGACUUGUACAUCCGUGACGCCGAGACGUUGGCGCACAACAGUCUCGACUACCUCGAGCGCUCUGUCGUGUUGAACCGCAACGCCGAGAAACUGGUCGACUACCUCCAGAGCAAAGCGCAGGAUCCCACCAGCAGCGUCAAACGGGUCUUCUACCCGACGGUCAACCUCGACACCCUCCCCAACUACACGCCCUGGAUGCGUAGGCCGACACCCGAAUUCCCCCAUCCCGGGUACGGGUGCCUGUUGAGCGUAGAGUUCCGCGACAUCGAGGCCACCAUCGCCUUCUACGACAAUCUGCACGUCCACAAGGGCCCGCAUCUAGGUGCGCAUCUGACGCUGGCACUCCCAUAUUCGCUGGGCGUGUAUGGGAACGAGGCCGAGUGGGCGAGCGGGUACGGCGUCAGGCAGGAGCAGGUGAGGAUUUCGGUCGGGUUGGAGGACACGGAGGAGCUGGUGGAGAGGUUGAGAUGGGCGGUCGAGGCGGCUGACAGAUUCGGUGGGAGAAAUGUCGACUUGAAGAACUGA